This is a messenger RNA of Rhineura floridana, 2540 nucleotides long. It is a transcript of the gene ZGLP1, whose product is annotated as zinc finger GATA like protein 1. Gene Ontology annotation, biological process: spermatogenesis; oocyte development; regulation of transcription by RNA polymerase II. The transcript is spliced from 7 exons. Lineage: Eukaryota; Metazoa; Chordata; Lepidosauria; Squamata; Rhineuridae. The record is from RefSeq and is a predicted model, not a curated record. The coding region runs from base 390 to 1469 and encodes 359 amino acids. Gene Ontology annotation, molecular function: zinc ion binding; sequence-specific DNA binding. Gene Ontology annotation, cellular component: nucleus.
UCCAAGUAAGCAAGCAGAGUCCGGCCUUUAGCCCAUUUCCAGGCGCCGGGGUUAACUACUUUAUCGGAUCGAGGUCAGAUCCACGAGAGAUUCCGAAGUGCCUCCCUUCCCCCGCUUUGAAGCGCGCACCUUGCAGAUUGAUCAGCUCCUUUUGCGCGCGCCAGUCCACAUGAGCGUUUGGCUCGCGCGAGUCCCGCAAGAGGCAGCGGCAGCUCUCAUUGGCCAAGAACAUGAACGCGGGAGCCCGGGCUGGGGAAGACACCUGUGGGAUGCUGAGAGCGCGGGAAAUGUGCUGUGGUCGCUUUUGCAGAACUUGAGGGGACAUGCGCGCACGUGGAGGGUGCCUCCAGUCUGCAGGAAAGACAAAAGACUAAAUCGUUGAUCUUGACAUGAUUCUAGACCUGCCCUGUGGGAACAACCAUAGCACUGAGUGGAAUGCAGGAUGGAGCAGAAGGAGGCAUAUAUUAGAAAAAUAUCUUGGGGAAGAGGAUCCCUUUCCUCAUUGGGGGUGUUUUGAGAUGAAGUUUGAGCCCCUCAGCAGCAUGGCCUGCUGCCUCCAGAUCCCGGACACCAAAGCCCUCAGCUUCCUGCAGGAGACGGCCCAGCUUCUCUCCCAGCCGGAGCCGAUCAGCAGCAGUACCCCAGGGAGGCCUGAGAGGCAGGCGGGCUUGGCCAUGUGUCCUAGGCGCAACGCCCGGGUGUCCUCAGGCGAUGGCUCCCCUGCUGCACUGGCCUCUUUUGGUCCCUUGGACGCCCUGAGCCUCAUCAGCCUGCACUGCUCCAACCUCGAGUCGGAGCCUGUAGAUCGCAUUGAACGCACAGAGGCCAAAGGGGUUGCACAAGAGAGCUCCUCCGGCAUCCUCUCCAAAGAUUGCCCUGUCAACCGGCUGUGGACAGCCUGUGUGGAAGAGCCCAAGGUGGCGCAGCAGCAGGGGGCUGGCGCCUCCCACAAGACUGAGUCACAGAGGGGCAGGAGGAGAGCCUCCCGCAAGCAGCCCAGACCCAGGCGGAGCUGUGAACCCCUGGACCCGUCUUUCCAAGGGGUGACGUUUCAGAUGCAGCUGCAUCAACACAUCUCCAAGGGUUGUCGACUCGUCAUUAGCCCCCGAUACAGCAGUGGAAAACUUAGGAAAAGAAGCCGAACCCCUUUAGCAAGAGAAGAGUGCAAAGCUGGCAGUUCCGAGGAGGAAGAAGGAUGUCCCUCUAUCCACAGGAAUAAGCGUUGUGCUUCUUGCAAGACCAGGAAAACACCACUAUGGAGAGAUGCUGAAGAUGGGACCCCUCUCUGCAACGCUUGUGGUAUUAGAUACAAAAAGUACAGAAUUCGGUGCUUUCGGUGCUGGAAUAUUCCGAAGCAUGGUGGGAAACCCUACCCCCAUUGUUCCACUUGUGGAGGCAAGUUGCGUGUAGUAACUGCCCAGCAGAAAUCUGGAAAAAGAUGUGGAAGCUUCCUAAGGCUUUGCAGUUAGCUGGAUAGCAAAACUGCCCUUGGAAAUGGACUUGACUGAGAGGGUCUGGAUGAAAAGCUUGGUGGAUGGUCCUUAGAACUGCCUGAGGUUCUGUGGAAGAAGGCUCUUCUGUUUUCUUUCUUUCUUUAUGUUCCUUUCUUUGGAUGCUUCUCUGUUGUUGAAGUCAGUGCUAUGCCCUAUGUUGGGCGCUUGCUUGCAUUGUGUAGGAAAGGCAGGAAAGAAACCCAUGUUGUUGCAAUGGGAAAAGUGUUUCCAUUAAGCUUCAGCCAUCUAAGCAAUUUACAGUACAUGUUUGGGCAGAAUGCAAUGUUCCUUUGGAGGAUGGAGAUGCUUAAAUCACUUUCAAGCAGUUACUUCUGCCAAUCCCAUGGAAAGGGUUUUUUGUUUGUUUCUUAUGUGUAUUGGAUUUAACAUCUGCACCACCCCAUCCCACCUUUUAACACUUUAGGUUGCUGCCAUAUUGUUAAUACUGCCUCUAGGAAGGGAUUGGAAAGUACAAAGAAGCAUUUCACCAAACUGUAGCUUUUGGGAAAAACAGUAAUUGAACAGUUGUGGUGGAGGAGGGAGUUUGUCCAAAACAAUAAUGUCUCCCUGCUUCUUAAAUUCAGGAAGGCUUUAAAGAGAUGUAGUUUUUUUAAAAAAACAUGGGUCACAUGUAAUGAAGCCCUUUCCUGAAUUCCUGAUUAUAUUUGUCUAUUGCACUAAAUAAGCCAAGUGUAAAUAUAUACUAUUUAUGAAACAAAAUAUUUCUAUACUUGGUGAAGGAUUUGUUGGGGAUGCUGAUAAACAUUUUUAGUUGUACAAUAUGCAGCUGUUUCAAAGUGUGUCUCAAAAAGUGUGUUUACAUCCAGUUGGGAUUGCAUCAUAUGAUACUGCACAGGCUUCCAUUUGAAGUAUAUUUAUUUUUGUAAAUAGUAUUUAUGUUUGAAGUGUUUGGUUCCCUGACAUAGCAAGCCAAAAUAAAAUGAAAAGCAAAAGCAAAUCAGCUGUGUUGUGAAAUUCAAAGCAAUUACUUUGACUGACCUGUAAUUUUUCAGUUAAUAUCCCAAGUCAGGAUUUUGUUCAAUACCA